Anoplopoma fimbria (sablefish) is the source of this 1245-nucleotide messenger RNA. Its product is annotated as C2 calcium-dependent domain-containing protein 4C. The transcript has a single exon. NCBI's taxonomy places the organism in Eukaryota, Metazoa, Chordata, Actinopteri, Perciformes, Anoplopomatidae. The record is from RefSeq and is a predicted model, not a curated record. Bases 1 to 1245 code for a protein of 414 amino acids.
AUGUGGGUUCUGGAUAAGAUCCGCGGGUCGGUGGAGACCGGCGUGCUGCGUCAAGGGGAGAACGGAGACAAGAAAGGCGUCACCUACAGCAACGUCCUCACUCCCGACAAGAUCCCAGACUUUUUCAUUCCCCCGAAGCUGGUCAGCGCCCCCCCGGAACCUGAGAUUCCUAAUAUUACGCCCAAAGAAGGACUGCAUCCUUCAACUUCGGAGCUAACUAUCAGCAGUGGGAAGAAGAUGAGCAGCCCGAGGAGUCCACGCCUGUUGGCGAAGGUCGCAGGAGACACCAAGAACCUGCUGAGAGCAGCAAACCGUCACAUCAUACAGAUAGAGAGUGCUGACGAUGUUGGGGACACCAAUGCAGACCCCCAGUCGCAGACAGCAAUGUCCCUGCCUUAUGUGCCCAAGACUCAAACCCCUUAUGGCUUUGCAACCUUGAAGGAAAGCCCACACACUCGCCGUAAAGAGUCACUCUUCCACUGCGAGCUUACCAGUCCUAUCACCUCCCCGAACGCCCAGAGGAAGACCCAGGGGAGAGGCAGCGACGGGGGAAACCACCUGAACCCAGCUGACUUCAACACCUCCCACAUGAAUCCGUAUCGGUACUUCAGCGGAGGGGAGAGCGACACCUGCUCUUCAGCCGAGUCCUCUCCCUUCAGCUCCCCCCUUCUCUCCCGCUCGGCCUCCCUGCUCAAGAUCUUCACCCAUGAGACGCAGGCCAAAGUGGUGAAAGCCAAGCGGUCGUUCGCCCGCCACAGCUCUCUCUCCACCGACGAGUGCAGCUCGGCCGAGCCCAGCCCCAACGUCCAGCGCCGGCUCCACGUCCCCUCCUUCCACGGCGCCGGAGCGUCAGACCACGGCCUCCAACGGGAGCACACCAUCAACCUUCACAAAGGCGGGACGGUGAGGAUCAGUGCCAACUACGACUCCAGCACUUCUCGCCUGCUCAUCCGUGUCCUGGUGGCGGAGAGUCUCUACGACAAGCACUUUGACAUCAAGAGCAUCAACUGCUGCGUGUCCGUCUACCUGAACCCAGGCAAGCAGCAGAAGCAACGGAGCAACAUCAUCAAGAACAGCCGCAACCCGGUCUUCAACGAGGACUUCUUCUUUGACUCGAUAAGCUUGGUUCAAGUGAAGAACCUGCAGGUGAAGUUCAAGGUGGUGAACAAAGGCACCAGCCUCAAGAGGGACACCCUGCUUGGAGAGCGAGAGGUGCCUCUAACAAAGCUGCUCACAGGGGUUUAG